Cercopithifilaria johnstoni is the source of this 1662-nucleotide messenger RNA. Lineage: Eukaryota; Metazoa; Nematoda; Chromadorea; Rhabditida; Onchocercidae. The record is from the annotation of a GenBank genome assembly.
AUGGCUCCCAGGAAAGUAGCUCGUAAAGUGACACAACAACCAGUGGAAGAGCUAAAACGUCGAAAUGCUGUAAAGAAGAAGGGAAGACGGGAAAAGAAGAAGGGGAAGGAAAUGGUAAAAUCUUCUAUGUCAGAAGCCUCGGUACAGUUGGCAGGUACACAAAAUGUAGUCCCAGAUACGGAUGAACAUACCGAAGUGGAGGAACCAGCAAUUUCUUCAUCACAUUCCUCAAUGAUCAAUGGUCAGCACGACAAUUUGCUAGUGAACAGCAGUGGACGUGGGAAAAAGCGGAAACUUCCCUCUUUGAACAGCACUUCUUCCACAGCAAAUCGUACGCUCAAUAGUAGUGCCGGAAGUUUAACCCUUCGUCGACUGAAGAAAUUUUAUUUGUCGGUUGAGAAUUUUUUGCCAACUGAAAAAGGUGAUCGAGUAUUGAGUUGUGGUGAAGGUGAACAGCUUGGACAUCCGGGACGAAACACAACUCGGAAACCGCGAGCUAUUAGUACGCUUCCAGAGGAGAAAUUAAUCGUUCAGGUAGUAGCAGGAGGAGUUCAUUCACUGGUGUUAAUGGAGGAUGGUAUAGUGUAUGGUUGUGGGAUAAAUGAAAAAGGUACAGUACCAGGUGAGGGUAUCGAGCCGGAGGGGUCCUCGGAUAAGCUAACUCAAAUUAAAUUCAAUGAUUCGCUCAUACAACGUCAUGGAAAGGUAGUAAUGCUUACCGCUGGUGCCAGUUUCUCGGCAGCGCUCACUGAUAAAGGCAGCGUAUUCGCUUGGGGUAAUUUGCGGGGUAUGUCGGGUUGCAUUGAAAGCCACGAAACAUUGCUAGAGAUGGAGAAACAACCAGUAGUCAUAGUGCAAUAUCAACAAAAAGUCAUCGUAAAGAUUGCAGCAGGUGAGAAUCAUCUAGUAAUGUUAACAGAGAAUGGAGAAGUGUUGACGUUUGGGGAUGGAUCGGUUGGCCAGUUAGGCAGAUGUUCACGGGUUUCGCACAUCCGCUCGCAGCGAAUGGUAAACGAUUCGCCGGACUCGUUGAGAAUUUCAGUUUAUGAUAAGGGAAAAAAGAAAUUGGUAAUGUUUGACAAUAUUAUGGCUGGUGGUUUUUGGACUGCUGCUCGAUCCGUUGAUGGUGCUAUUUAUGUCUGCGGAUUGAACAAUUUCGGACAGUUGGGUGUACCAACACCAGAAGCUCCAGAAGAUGAAGAUAAUCAACCAGAACUGAAAAUAAUGCAUCCAGUCAAGGCGAGCGCAUUCGAAUGCACAAAAAUUGUUGAUCUGAGUGGUAUCCAGCAUAUUGUUGCUCUGAAUGCACAAGGCGAAAUAUGCGGCAUUGGGAAGAACACGGACAACGCGCUUGGAUUGGGCACAUGGAGUGGUAAGGAAGAUGACCACUGGAAAUAUUCGGAACUACAGAAGAUCGAUAUACCAGAGCCGAUCAAAGGAAUAUCGGCUAGCCUUGGUUGCUCGAUUGUUUGGACUGAUAAUGGAAAUGCCUACUCUUGGGGUUAUGAUUCUUCCGGUCAGCUUGGUUUGGGAAUCAAAGAUGAUGAUGAGAAGAUGGUUCCACGACCGCAGAAGAUUACUUCGGCACAUCUUGAUGGUUACCGCAUCGUUGGAGUAUCUUUGGCGGACAAUCAUGCUCUUUUCCUUGCUAAAAAAUUAUGA